GACAAGACAUGUCGUUCUGAGCGCGCUUUGCAUCCGAAUUCUCGUCGCUAUCCUAACCUGGACGGUAUUCCAACCUGACGAAUACUUCCAGGCUCUGGAGCCCGCCCAUUAUCUUGUCUUCGGCUAUGGGCAUCUGACCUGGGAAUGGCGGACUUCCAAGCCUAUUCGCAGCAUAUUGUAUCCAGCUCUGAACAUCCCAAUCUAUUGGGCACUCAAAUGGACUGGACUCGAUCAACUCGAUUCGUUGGGUACCCAGCUAGUGGUCCGUUGUUAUCCACUCGAGUUUUUCAUCGAACAAAUGUUGUUCAGAUCGCUGGUCCUCGCGUACUACACGGAUGUUUCGCAGCCCUCACCGACAUCUUCCUCUGCCGCCUAACCAGUAAAGUAUUGGGUGACCGUUAUGUAUCAAGCGCAUUGUUCGUGUCCUUGACUUCUUUCUUCCACGUUCUGGCACUUUCCCGGUCCUUCUCGAACUCCUUGGAGACUUCUCUUGCGACGAUAGCGUUCUCGUACUAUCCGUGGUUGCCCGCAGAUCACAUAGCUUUUGACAGGACUGCGCUCCUGCGACUAUUCCUCUUUGCCGCGCUUGCAUGUGCUGUCCGCCCUACCAAUGCAAUCAUCUGGGUGUAUCUCAUUGGCACUCUUCUCUGGCGGGUUAGGCAUAGCACGCGUUCAGUCGUGACCGUGGUUUCGACUGGCCUCGUCGUUGGCAUCGCCACGCUUUUGGGGAUAUUCAUACUUGACUCGUGGUUCUAUGGAGAACCCACGUUCACACCCUUCAAUUUCCUGGCGACGAAUCUUUCGAACGUGUCGCUGUUUUACGGGGGCAGCCCAUGGCAUUACUAUCUUUCGCAAGCCGUUCCUAUAUUGUGUACCACGUCGCUGGUCUUUGUGCUCCGGGAAAUACGGUGCACAGUGCAGAGCAGCGCACCAAGCCCGUUGAAGACGGCGCUUGGAUGCGUAGUUUGGACAAUCUCUGUCUAUUCUCUGGCUGGUCACAAGGAAUGGCGGUUCAUUCAUCCCAUUCUUCCACUGCUCCAUGUAUUUGCCGCAAAGUCGUUGUAUGACAUGACGGCGGUCCAUGCUGCUAAAGGCUUCAAUAGCCUUUCGAAGCGAUUUUUCUUCUCGCCGGGAUUCUUGCUGUGGCUCAACGUUCCUGUUUCUUGUUUUGUUGCGCUGUCCUACUGCAGUGCACCGAUCCAGGUCAUGGCCUUCCUUCGGAGUCUGCCAGACAUCGAAAGCGGCGGGGUUGGAUUUCUCAUGCCGUGCCACUCGACUCCGGGUCACGCCUUUCUCCAUCGACCAGGGCUGGCCAACGGGAAGAUGUGGGCCCUGGGAUGUGAACCGCCUUUGCAACACCAAGAUCUGACUACCUAUCGCGAUCAGACGACGGUGUUCUUUUCCUCGCCGACGACCUAUCUGAGGGAACGCUUCCCCGGGUCGGUUGACCCCUCCUUCCCCGUUUCUCCCUUUCCAGUCUCGAUACCCGGUCGUCCGGACAUCGUCGAGUAUGCUUGGCUUCACGAAUGGCCCCAGUAUCUAGUGUUUUUCGGUGCCUUGCUAGAGCAAAGCGCGGCCCGAGAGUUGCUGUCUCAAAGGGGCUACGAAGAAAUAUGGACUGCUGGGAGAUCCUGGGAAGGGGACAGCGACACGAGAAAGGGCGGGGUCAGAGUAUGGAAAUACAACAUUAUCAGUACAUGAGGUGGAUUAUAUGUAGGCGGUUAUUCUUCCGUGUCCGAAAGUGCAUCUUCAAUCUGGCCACGCUCGGCUAAUGUCUUGAGAGCAUCUGUCCCACGCUGCGCGCCAGAGUGAGCGAAAAAGAAACAGAGCAAACGUCUCACCACGAGCCAUUUGCACGCAUAGCGCCGGCGAUGUCCAGGGUCGAACACAUCGUUCUGUUGUCAUUCAUGGAUCAGCCGGGGAACUGGCUGACAAAAAUAGUGCCCACUUCAGAGAAUGCCUGGCGUCUGCAACGCGGCUGGGGAGUAGGCGCGCCAGACCGACUCUCCCCCUUCUGUCGCCAAGAUGAGACUCGUGGUCUCUCCAUUAAAAAGACGACAAACAUGCACAUGGUCUUUGGACGACUUUGAGGCUGGAGGCAUCAGUGCAGAUGAGAGCUCAAAAGCAGGUUCGGCACGAGGCACUGUAAUCACAGUGGAAAUAGACGAUGCAGCAAAGCCUGUGAGAAGGACGAUCCCGGAAGACUCCGGGAAAGCACCCAUGACUCCUACGAGAUUAACGGUAAGGUAUUGAGAGUGCGAAGAAGGCAGAACGGAGCGCCCAUGUCGUGCGAAACGAAGACUGGCAAUUCGAUGAUGGAGACUAUACAUAACAAUGUCAAAGCGCUUCCUCUUCUCAACCAGAGCACUGGUCAACAAGCUGAUCGAGUUUUUUUCGUCCGAAGCCAGCUAAAUGGAUGGCGACGCUCACCAGACAAAUCGUGAGUAUGGAACCGCUUGAAAGUCACCCGGAGGCCGUCGUGCCACGCACCUCCAU
Messenger RNA from Mycena citricolor, 2496 nucleotides. NCBI's taxonomy places the organism in Eukaryota, Fungi, Basidiomycota, Agaricomycetes, Agaricales, Mycenaceae. The record is from the annotation of a GenBank genome assembly.